AUGAAAUUCGGCCUGAAUUACGAAAAGCGCAUGCUGCCCAAGUGGUCGCAGCACUACGUCGACUACAAUGGGUUGAGGACGCAGCUGCGCGCCAAGACGGAGAUGGGGGAGAGCAUCGAAGAGCUGGCCGGGGAGUUUGUCGCCGAGGUUGCGCGCUUCAGGGAAUUUUUCACGGAGCAGUAUGGGCCAAUGGAGGGAUCCGGCGAUGGCGCGGCGCUGGAGCUCCAGACGUUUGGGAGGCUCAACGUGAUGGCGAUCCGCCGCCUCUUCGGCAAGUUUGCGCGCUACCGCGCAGCCACGCCCGAAUGCCUUCGCCACGCCGAAUCUGCAUUUGACGCGUGGACUGAGGCAAGGCAGGAUGCCAAACCAUCGUUCGAUGGCGGACCGGCGGUAUCUUGUCCCGCUAAAGACGAGUUUUCUCGGUUUCUUGAGCCCCAAUCCUUGGAGGCAUUCAAUGCCGCCUUGCGAGAUUGCAUUGGCGGACACGCAAAUUCCGGCAUCGACCCCGGUUACAGGCAAUUCCUUGGCAGACUGCUCUGCUUGGCGGCCACCUAUCUCCCAAGUGACUUUAUCGACGCCAUCCUGAAGCACAAACCCGACCUUGGUGUCAACUCAGCUAGAGGUGAAUCGGCCCUUUAUCUUGCUGCCCAAUCUGGUUCUCUAUCAGCCACGCAGUCCGUCGCGGGGUACUUCCACCGGUCUGGUGCGAGCUUAGACCCCGUUGUGGCGAGAACGGGCUGGACACCGUUGAUGGUGGCAUGCGCACAAGGCUACACGGACAUCGUCGAGUACUUGCUGUCAUCCGGGGCCGACGCUCGCAAGGUGGAUGUCCUCGGCUGGACGGCCCGGGAGCACGCUGCUUAUCGCGGCCAUCUCACCACUGCGUCGCUUGGCGAUUUCGCGACAGCCGGAAGCCCUGAUGGCGAGCUGGCGGGACGGAUUGACUCCACCGCAUCGAAAAUCUCUACUCCCUUGCGAGCCGGUCAAAAAGCUGUUAUCGUUACUCUGGGUAGUGUCCAAGGAGGCCACGACCGGAAGACCCUCGAGCUUAGGCGUCACAGCGGCGACGACGCCGGGCUCACGUCCAAGUCCCUGGAAAUCGUCAUCCAUCGCGCCGACAGCGGCUCUAAGAUUGUACCACUGCCGCUCUGGGAAGACUACAGCACCGCGCCCAUCGUCGGCCGGCUUGAUGUGGACGCGCAGGCGCAGGUUACGGUGCGGCUCUGGGACGAUGGGGGCACACCGUCCACUGGCAACAGGGUGUUGGAAAGCAGCGGGACAGUUUUGCUGCGUCAAGACUAUGCAAAGUUUGGCGCUUUCCGAGAGAGCAUGCUUCGGGAAACGACGGUGGUGAUGCUGGACAGGGAGACGAUGGAGUUUUCAGGUACCGUUCUGCUCAGUUACGUGGUGGCGACGCCGUUUGCGGGGCUGGAUGGGGGUGAGAUGGCGUCUUAUAGACGACAACCUGGUGAUCCCAUACGAUUGGUUGGUCACAGAGGUCUUGGCCAAAAUACUGCAGGAAAGUCGAAUCUACAAAUCGGUGAAAACACAGUUACGUCGUUUCUGUCCGCCUACAGACUUGGCGCCCCGUUCGUGGAGUUUGACGUGCAGCUCACCCGCGAUCUCGAAGCUGUCAUAUACCACGACUUCUCCUUCAGCGGCUCCGGCUCGGACGUGCCGAUCCACGACAUCUCGCUUGCCCAGUACAAGUACGCCGGCGACAUCCAGAACCCCAGUGGCAGUGCCCUGCUUCUCGAGGCUGGUGUUCAGCGGCCGCGCGCGUCCUCUAGUGGCGAGGACUCGGUGCUCAAAGCCAUGCAGGCGCAGGAACGCCUGCGCUACACGGUCGACUUUGACGGCAAGGGCUUCAAGGCCAACAUCCGGGGCCACUCCAUCCAGGACGCGUACGCCACGUUGGAGGAGCUCCUGGCGAGGCUGCCCGAGGAGAUUGGCUUCAACAUUGAGAUGAAGUAUCAGCGGCUCCACGAGUCGGUCGACGCGGGCGUGGCCUCCGUCACCAUCGACAUCAACACUUUUGUCGACGCGGCGCUCGACAAGAUCCGACGCCUCGCCGGCCGCCGCCCCAUCAUCCUGUCGUCGUUCACGCCGGAGGUCUGCGUCCUGCUCCGGCUCAAGCAGGCCGCGUACCCGGUCCUGUUCAUCACCAACGCGGGCAAGCCGCCGACGGCGGACAGGGAGCUGCGGGCGGCAAGCCUGCAGGCGGCGCUGCGGUUCGCGCGGCGCUGGCGGCUGUCGGGCCUGGUGCUCGCAUGCGACGCGUUCCUGCUGUGCCCUCGAUUGGUUUCCCUGGUGAGGAGCGAGGGCUUGGUGUGCGCGUCGUACGGGGUGGGGAACAACGAGCCGGCGAACGCAAAGAUGCAGGCCGAUGCUGGGAUCGAUAUCCUGAUCGUGGACAAGGUGAAGCUGAUUGCGGAUGCGUUGAGCAGGCUGCCGCCACCAGAGAAGUCGAGCUAG
This is a messenger RNA of Cordyceps fumosorosea ARSEF 2679, 2475 nucleotides long. RefSeq names its product Glycerophosphoryl diester phosphodiesterase. NCBI's taxonomy places the organism in Eukaryota, Fungi, Ascomycota, Sordariomycetes, Hypocreales, Cordycipitaceae. Gene Ontology annotation, molecular function: protein binding; glycerophosphocholine phosphodiesterase activity. The record is from RefSeq and is a predicted model, not a curated record. The transcript has 5 exons. Gene Ontology annotation, biological process: glycerophospholipid catabolic process. Bases 1 to 2475 code for a protein of 824 amino acids.